This is a messenger RNA of Alnus glutinosa, 920 nucleotides long. Its product is annotated as kinesin-like protein KIN-14C. Lineage: Eukaryota; Viridiplantae; Streptophyta; Magnoliopsida; Fagales; Betulaceae. The record is from RefSeq and is a predicted model, not a curated record. Bases 182 to 790 code for a protein of 202 amino acids. The transcript has 9 exons.
AACUGCUUAAAUUUUUUCAAAAAAAAAAAAAAGAACCGCUUAAACCCAUUACUUCUACGUAACUCUGAUAUCACGCCCCCCUCUCUCAUUUUCUACAUUUUUUCCGGCGACCCAGCCCCGGUGAACUCAGCUUCAGUGGUCCGUGAUUUGGUCCCCAUAGCUUCUCGGCAUUCAAGCUAAAAUGAAGCAGGAGAGCAGUGUUGAACGAGAAGAUAUCAAGGAACCCUUCAGUGAGAUGAAUAUCAAGGCGGAGAAGUUCGAUGUGAUUCUUUCAAACUUGAAGAAAAUUCGAUCUUCUUUAGAAGAGAGAGUGGCAAAGGAAAAAUCAGAUAAGCUGGAAGCAAGGGUUGCUGAUGAGAAGUUGCAAGCUUCUCUUUUGGCGGAGCUGGAAAAAAUUCGGCAGGAGAAAUCAGCUGCCGAACAGAAGGCAGCCUUGUUUGAGGAUAUGUACAACAGAGGAAAACAAAAAGAAUUAUAUAAUCUGCAGGCAGCCUUGUGUGUGGCUACUGAGGGGCAGAUGAAAAACAAGGAAGAAGAACUGAAUUCAAUUAUCAUGGAGCUAAGAAAGAACUACGCUUCUUUACAAGAGAAGUUUACAAAGGAAGAGGCGGAUAAGUUGGCUGCUGCGAAUUCUCUUGUUCGUAUGGUGAAGUACCUGAUAAAAAAAACGAAAGAACUAGAGGAACAGCGUUCUUUGCAAAAUGGCCAGAUAAGGAUACUGCAGAAACAGCUAGUAACUGCAGAGGAGAAAUUGCAGCUUUAUGAAGGAAAAAAUGUUAGGGGCCACUGAAGAGUGAAGACUAAUGAUCAGAACACUAUAUACUUCAAAAUUUUGUCUGCCACCAUUGAGCUUCACUUGAAAAUGUAACAUUUUUUUUUUUGUCUGGAAAUGUUACAUUUUAUUGCCUUAACAAGGUAGA